UGUUAUGACAUUUGUGUUCAGUUUUGUUUAGUAACAAGAAUCUUUAGGUUACUUAACUCAAAGGUAUCACUCCAGAUGUUUCGUUCUCCGUCAUCCUGUUCACUCGUAGUGAUAAACUCAUAGACGUUAAUCUCGUUACGUCUCUUAUCACUAUAUUUAGGCAGGGGGAUUCCUGAUAACGUCUGUCCUUAAAUCAGCUCUUUAUUUCAUUGGACGGAAUCACACGCACAAACACGUGCGCGUGUUUACAAAAGUCCUGAUAAACUUCGACCUGAGAGCGUCUCACUGUAAUCAACAUGUCGACACGGCGAGGAAUACAGAGAAAACGGGUUCAAAGGUGAGAAGCUGCCCACGUGUUACAUCAACCUUUUUUUUACCCAUCAUUCCCCCUAAGCGUCUGCUGUCGCCUGUGAGGACGACCUGCACCUCCGCUGAGCGAGCGCCUGGUUUUACCUGUGUGAACACCUGCGUGUCCGACUGAAGAGCUGCCGGCCCCACGACCAGCAGGAUGCUUUCAGACUGACCUCCUCAGAUAGAUGUUCAUUUCAGGCUCAACAAGUCAAAAUGGACCGUGGAGGGAAAGCUUGGAGCAAGGGAGUCCAGGUGGAGCGGGCAGCGGCGCCUGACGGGGGUUACGCCUGGUUCAUCCUGGUCUCGUGCUUCUUUGUCUUCGGUCUGACCUUUGGGGUGGUCAAGUCCUUUGGUGUCUUCUAUGUGGAGAUCCAGCAGUACUUUGGAACCACGGCGGCGGGAACAUCAUGGAUCACUUCAAUCGCCGUGGCCACCAUUCACGUUGCAGCUCCGUUAGCGUCGGCUCUGAGUUCCCGCUACAGCCAUCGCUCCGUGGUGAUAGCCGGAGGACUCAUUUGUAGUGUAGGAGCCAUUCUUGGGUCUUUUGGCAACAACCUGAUUCAGCUCUACCUAACAGUAGGCUUCCUAAACGGACUUGGCUAUGCAUUGACGUGGACCCCCACAGUGACGAUGUUGGGCAUGUACUUCGAUAAAAGACGCCCGGUGGCAAACGCCUUGGCCAGUGCUGGAGAGUGCAUCCUUACUUUUAUCCUCACCCCCAUGUUCCAGCUGCUGAUAGACAGCUUUUCCUGGAGGGGUGCCCUGCUGAUCAUGGGGGGACUGCAGUUAAACUUGUGUGUGUGUGGUAUGCUACUAAGACCCUUAUCUAAUACCCCUAAAUCCACCUGUGUCAAUGAAGCCAAGGCAGAUGAGGAUGGCCUGUCCAGGAAGAUGCUCCUAAAAGACAUCUUGGAUGAGGUCAAGUCGAGUAUUCAAGUGGAGAAAGAACUAAACACAGAGGAGGCCAAUCAGGAAACAUCUAAAAAAUGUCUCGAAGACGCUGAGGGAGGACCCAGUCUAGCUGAAGACUCUGCCAGUUUAAGGGAGAGGGAUCUAAGGACUAAAGUCCAGCAAUAUGUCGAUUACACCCUCAUCACAAACCCUCGAUUCAUGAUCUACUCCAUGUUCGGAGUAUUUGCCGCUCUGGGUUUCUUCGCCCCAUCUCUGUUCCUCGUUCCAUAUGCUCGCAGCAAAGGCAUUGAGGAGUACCAGGCAGCUGCUCUCAUGUCCAUCUCUGCCGUGCUGGACCUGAUUGGAAGAGUGGUCUUUGGCUGGGUGGCAAACCUGAGACUCGUGGAGACGGUGCAGCAGCUGACGGCCACGGUGGUUCUGCUCGGCGCCGUGCUCCUCCUCUGCCCGCUGGCCUCCACCUUUUACGAGCUGGUGGCGUUCAGCGCCGCUCACGGCCUGGUGUACGGUGCAACAGUUGCCAUCCACAUCACCGUCCUGCCCGAGGUGGUGGGCGUCCAGAGGCUGGGGAGCGCGCUGGGGUUUUUCAUGCUGAUCCGCAGCAGCGGAGGCCUGCUCGGACCGCCCAUCGCCGGAUUCUUCAUUGACAAAAUGGAUGAUUACGGGACGGGCUUCCUCAUGUCCGGCGUGGCCCUCCUCACCUCCGCCCUGUUUCUGCUCAUUUUAAAUCACAUGAUGCGAAAGGACCAAAGGAAAAAACACAACAUGGAAACAGAGAAAUUAGGACAAACUUUCAGAGAUGAAGAAAAAGAUGUGGACAUGACAUGAAAACUCUCAGGUUUUAUCUGAAUCAACACAAAUGCAAAAAAACUAGCAACAUUUCUACAAGAUGAAUGACUUUUUCAUGUUUUGGAGCAUAACCAAUCAAACACAGAAACAUGUCUGAAACAUCGUUACAUCUCUCUUGGUAGCUAACAACAUUCUGCAGGUUUUGCACCAAAUGUGUACAUUCUUUAUGUUCUUUAGAACACUCAACAGCUGAUGGAUGAAAUCUUCUUUCUGUCCAAACGUUGCAUAUAAAGCUUCUUGAAGUGUUCACUGAUUUAUUUUAAAUGUCACAAAACGUUCAGGUCAUAAAAGUUUUACUGUGUUGUAAUAAAAAAUGAACUUCACUAUUAAAUCAUUAUUUUUUACUACAGAUAAA
Oryzias melastigma (Indian medaka) is the source of this 2464-nucleotide messenger RNA. RefSeq lists its product as uncharacterized. NCBI's taxonomy places the organism in Eukaryota, Metazoa, Chordata, Actinopteri, Beloniformes, Adrianichthyidae. The transcript has 6 exons. Gene Ontology annotation, biological process: transmembrane transport; monocarboxylic acid transport. Gene Ontology annotation, molecular function: monocarboxylic acid transmembrane transporter activity. The record is from RefSeq and is a predicted model, not a curated record. The coding region runs from base 565 to 2088 and encodes 507 amino acids.